Messenger RNA from Eremomyces bilateralis CBS 781.70, 1324 nucleotides. Its product is annotated as Methylthioadenosine phosphorylase. Gene Ontology annotation, cellular component: cytosol. The record is from RefSeq and is a predicted model, not a curated record. The transcript is spliced from 3 exons. Gene Ontology annotation, molecular function: S-methyl-5-thioadenosine phosphorylase activity. Gene Ontology annotation, biological process: nucleoside metabolic process. NCBI's taxonomy places the organism in Eukaryota, Fungi, Ascomycota, Dothideomycetes, Eremomycetales, Eremomycetaceae. The coding region runs from base 145 to 1083 and encodes 312 amino acids.
GGAGAGGGCUGAGAUGGACUAAAAAGUGUCCGAAAUUCGGAAGAUCCAGGCCUGAAACGAUGUUGCGAUCGCGUUGUAUCUUCCAUAGGACGGAAUAAAAGUCCUCUCGCCACCAGCUGGGUAUCGUCCUUCACUCAACUCAAAAUGUCCGAAGAAGUCGCAUCUACAUACGACGGUGCUGUCCGUAUCGCCGUCAUUGGCGGCACAGGUCUCCAACAACUCCCCCACUUCACCCGCGUCGCAUCCAUCGAGACCACCACGCCAUGGGGAACUCCCUCCUCUCCGAUCACCAUUCUCCACCAUCCUUCUCCCUCCAACGGCGAGCCGAUUCCGAUCGCAUUUAUCUCGCGGCACGGCCUACACCAUGAACUGGCGCCCCACGAAGUCCCCGCGCGCGCGAACAUCGCCGCGCUACGGAAGCUCGGCGUGCGAACCAUCAUCGCCUUCAGCGCCGUCGGAAGCUUGCAGGAAGAGUUCAAGCCCCGCGACUUCCUCGUGCCGGACCAGGUGAUCGAUCGCACCAAGGGGAUCCGACCGUUUACGUUCUUCGAAGGGGGCAUGGUGGGACAUGUUGGCUUUGCGGACCCGUUCGACGAGAGCUUAGCGAAGGUGGUCAGGAAAUGCGGACAUACCUUGCAAGGAGACGGGGUAGUGCUUCAUGACCGCGGGACGUUGAUCUGCAUGGAGGGACCGCAAUUCUCGACUCGAGCGGAAAGCAACCUCUACCGAUCAUGGGGCGCUCAUGUCAUCAACAUGUCCGCGCUUCCCGAAGCGAAGCUCGCCAAAGAGGCUGAGAUCGGAUAUGUUAUGAUCUGCAUGGCGACAGACUACGAUUGCUGGCGAGGCCACGAGGACGUCAAUGUUGAGAUGGUCAUGGCCCACAUGAGGGCGAACUCCACGAACGCGAGGCACUUCGUCAGCGCGGUCCUCGACGAGCUCUCGAAAUCCGAGCACACAGAUCUGGUCGCAGCCAAGCAUCUGGAGGGUAUGAUGAAGGGAGCUGGUAGCAUCACGGCGAAGGAAGGGCGGAAAUUUGACGCUGCAGAGAAACUUGGCUGGCUAUUUCCAGGAUACUUUGACUGAGCCAGUGGGUAGUUUCGCCCUCCCAGCAAAGUGCGGUAAGUGGCAGCAUAGUCAACACGGCAUUGCAGUCUUUGAUUUGCAAAUUCAACAUCGGUAGGUUUUUGCCGCUUGGAAAUAGACUAGAGAAAUGAUGUGUCCAUGCUCCUUCGUUGCUCUUUCAGCCUUGUGUCAAUUUGGUCCAUUAUCUUUCACUUUCAUUGCGCACCCUGUCCAGUCGUCCACGAGAAUGAGUUACGCCGAU